Rangifer tarandus platyrhynchus (Svalbard reindeer) is the source of this 873-nucleotide messenger RNA. The record is from the annotation of a GenBank genome assembly. NCBI's taxonomy places the organism in Eukaryota, Metazoa, Chordata, Mammalia, Artiodactyla, Cervidae.
AUGGGGAGGUCGGGGUCCCCGCCUCCCGCGCCGCCCGAGACCCCUGCGACCUCCCCUCCGCCUCCUCCAGCGACUGCUGCGACCGACCUUCCCAGAAGGCGCCCCACGAGGCGGGACUGGGCCCGGAUGCGGGAGAAGAUGCUGGCCCGCGGGGUCAGGCGCGCAGGUGGUGGAAGGCGCAGUCGCUGUCGCCCGCCUGCCCUGCAGGGGCGGGGACGGAACCGGCCCGCGAGGCAGUGCGGCCGCCGGGCCUCGGGCUGGCGCCUCUCGGGACCACUGCAGUGCUGGACCCGGGGUCAGAUUACAGGAUCCCAGCGCCUCCUCCAGCAGGGGCAGCCCCGGGUGCAGCCAGUGCAGGACAGGUCCUCGCCCGGAGAUGGAGGGAACCCAGGCAAGUUUGGGGGGAUGGAAAUCGCGGUCAAGGUCGGCCGGAUCCAUAUCUCCCAUCCUCAUCCCCAUUCCCUCCCCGCCUCCCGCCCAGAGGACCCGGCUCGGCAAGGGAACCGGGGCUCGGCCGCCCGGGAGAUCCGGCGACGAGGUGGGGCGGGGGGUGCAGGGGGGCGCUUGGUAGUGAUCUACGGGCGCUCGGACUCCAGGAGCUGGGUCGCCAGUGCUUGCCCCCGGGUUCGGGCGUGGGUCUUGGGCAAACCGGAGGGGCCUCCGGCGCCCAGGUUGGAUCAGUUCCGAGCGGCCGUCGCCGCCGAGGAGGGUCGGGGGAGGCGCGACUUGCUGACAAACGUGGCCGUCAACACCUCGGGCUUCCCCGGCGAGUUGUUUCAACAGGCUGGGAGAGAUCGGUACUUUGAGUGGCAGGCGACGCCUUUCCUCACUCCCGGUAUUUGUGGUGUACCGACAGCACUUCGGAGAGCUUAG